This is a messenger RNA of Oncorhynchus nerka (sockeye salmon), 4100 nucleotides long. Its product is annotated as semaphorin-4A-like. Lineage: Eukaryota; Metazoa; Chordata; Actinopteri; Salmoniformes; Salmonidae. The coding region runs from base 445 to 2928 and encodes 827 amino acids. Gene Ontology annotation, biological process: neural crest cell migration; negative chemotaxis; negative regulation of axon extension involved in axon guidance. The transcript is spliced from 15 exons. Gene Ontology annotation, molecular function: semaphorin receptor binding; chemorepellent activity. The record is from RefSeq and is a predicted model, not a curated record. Gene Ontology annotation, cellular component: plasma membrane.
UCGCUGAACAGGGGCAAUACAAUUGUAUGGGAGAAUGCAGGCCAUUCAGACAGGCGUUUUUCAUCUGGGAGCGCCUUGAGCAAAUGUUUACGGUCAGAGUUUUCCUCUUGUGGGCACGAUUUAUUUCGUUCGUAGCGAGAAGAGAGCUUGCUACCUUAGUGGCGUUAGGUAGGCUUCUACAACAAUCAGACCGUCUACCUGAACGCAAGGGCGCUCUGGUUAGAUCAACGGGAGGGAUAUAAACGCACAAACACUCGGUGAAGGUACACAAAUCCUCUGCACUUUGAGAUGUGGAUGCGAUGACGGCUGGCUCCAGAGACCAGAGGAAGUGGCUUUUGCAUCGGUGCUGCUCCCACAGACCCAGUGUUUGACAUCUCAGACAAGCACCAGCCACUUUUCGCCUGACGCUAGCUCCCUAGCCCUGAUUUUGCUCUUUGGGUCAUCAUGGAACACCAAGGCCUACUUUCUAUCAUCGUGGUCAUUCUAUGGGUUAUGGCUGUGUGUUUGGCCAGGCUUACCCCCCGGGUCUCCUUUCCGAUGGGUUCACCCGGGAGGUGUCUCAGCCACUUCGACAGCUCGGACGUCGGCAACACCACCACACUGUUGCUAAGCGAUGACGGCGACACGCUGUUUGUGGGAGCGCGGAACUCAGUUCUCUCAUUGGAUGUCAGCCAGGAGGAUGCCAUUGUGAUGAGGAGCAAGCUGGACUGGUCCCCCUCAGAGAAGGACCUGGACGAAUGCUCCAUGAAGGGCAAGAAAAAGAUGGACUGUCCCAACUUCAUCCGGGUGCUGCAGUUCCUCAACUCCACGCACAUGUACGCCUGUGGAACCUUCGCCUUUAGCCCACGCUGCGCUUACGUCAACUCCGAGACUUUCUCCCUGGUGACGAGCCCCAGCGGAAAGCCAGAGGAGGGCAGAGGUCGCUGCCCCUACGACCCCUACCAACGUAACUCGGCCAUCACCGUCGAUGGAGAGCUGUACACUGGAACGGUAGCGGACUACAUGGGAAACCGGCCGGUCAUCUCCCGCCACCUCAGCGAGGGCGGCCAUGUUGAUCUGAAGCUGGACGACACUUUGGGCUGGCUGGAGGAUCCCACUUUCAUCAGCUCCAACUUCGUCCCCAGCGAAGAGAAGAUCUAUUUCUUCUUCAGCGAGGUGGGCCGGGAGUACGACUUCAUUGACAAGUUCACUGUAUCUCGCAUCGCCCAAGUCUGCACGAGUGACGUCGGGGGCCAGCGUACCCUGCAACGACGCUGGACCACCUUCGCCAAAGCCCAGCUCCUGUGCCAGUCUGACAACGAGCUGCCCUACAACGUCAUCCAGGACAUCGUCACCCUCCCGCCACCUGAGGGCGCCCCAGUGGACGACACCCUCUUCUUCGGCAUCUUCAGCUCUCAGUGGUCGGUGAACUCAGGGCAGUCGGCAGUGUGUGCGUUCCGCCUUGGCGAUAUCAAAGCGGUUUUCGCAGGCAACUACAAGGUUCUGAAUCGGGACACGCUUCGAUGGAGCAUGCGGGUUCAGGAGAAGGUUGCCAACCCGGGAGAGUGUGGCCUGCACAAUGCCUCAGACAACACCCUUCGCUUUAUCAAAGAAAACUUCCUCGCAGACGACAGCGUACACCCUGUGGGGCGGAGCCUGACCAUGGUGUCACCUGACCAGCGCUACAGCCAUGUGGUCUCCCAGAGAGUACAGGCCGCCAACGGCAAGGACUUCACCGUUCUCUUCCUGCUCACAGAAUCGGGCUACCUCCACAAAGCAGUGUUGCUGGAGAAGGGUGCCCACAUCAUUGAGGAGAUCCAGGUCUUCGAGCAGCCUCAGGCCGUGAAGAACCUCCUGCUUUCCAAAUCAAAGGGUGUGUUGUUUGUGGGCUCAUCAGAAGGCGUGGUGAGGGUCCCGUCCUCCAACUGCUCCCACUACUGGAGCUGUGCCGAGUGUGUGCUGUCCCGGGAUCCCUUCUGUGGCUGGGACCCCUCCGUCAAAGUCUGCACCCACGCCACCAGCAUCCAGGACAACGCAGGCCAGGAUGUAGAAGGAGGGAAUGUGCAGGAGGCGUGUGUUUCGCCCAGAUCCAGAUUUGGACUGCACAAAGGAAAAGCAGACUCCUUUCCCCUAGGCGAGCUGGUGUCAGUGUCCCUGAAUGAGGUGGUGCGACUGCAGUGCCCAGAGGCCUCGAGCCUGGCCCACCGCCACUGGGAGCGACCCAACAGCCGCCUCUCCCCAGACCUCUACCUGCAGCUGGAGGAUGGAAGCCUGCACUUCCUGGCCACGCCUGCCACCCUGGGCCACUACCUGUGUCUCUCCACAGAGAACGGCUUCCAGCAGAACCUGGCCAUCUACCAGGUAAAGCAGAAGAGCAGCCCCACCCCUCAGGCCACUGCCAUGACGACCACACGCCCUCAGAGCCCAGCGCUCCCCCCAACCACCCAGGCUGGUUCAGGAGGAUGGCUCACUCCGCACUUGACUGGGCCCAAGCAGACCAAGCCGGAGCCCACUGCGCCAGCAAGGGAGACUCCAGUCACCACGAGGCGAACCAGCAGGAACUUUACUUUCUGGGUGGAGCAGUCGGGGGAGACUGAGACUGAGGCGGAGGGGUGGGGAGGGGAGAAGCUGCUCCUGGGGCAAACCUACCUGAAGGAGUUGGUGGUGGUGUCUGUACUGUUAGCGUGCUGCGUUAGUAUUCUGCUAACUAUGAUGCUGUAUAGCGUGAGGCAGCGCUGCCGCAGCAGGACGGCGCCCCAGGCCAACGCCCCAGGAAGGGACUCGGAGAGGGGUGGCCCUCAGGAGCGGGAGGCCCUUCGGGGGGGUCAGUCGCCAUGCAGCAAUGGCAUGCGGAAUGGGCAGAUGGCACACAACGGCCAAGCCAACGGGGUUGUGUGCAACGUCACACCGAGGGGCUCCAAUGGGCAUCUUCCCAACACCCCUAUCUGAGCACAGUCAACCACAUCUCACCCUAACUAUUGACAUACCAUAUCUACUCUACCUAAGAACAAUGUAGCCUUUACAUGGUCACUCUUGAGCCAUGGAGUUUUACAUGAACACGGCUAACUGCAGCACUGUGUGUGGACUGUCAUGACAGCGAGUAAGACUGUAUGUAUGGCCUGAUGUGGUAACUCAACUAAAAGGACACUGUUUUCUUCUGGUACGAUACCAGCCUGUGUGAAUCAAAGUGCAGACUGAUUAACAUGACUCACUGCUCUUAAUAAAUAAUCUGUAUUAUACUGUGCUGUAUGUAGUUUGGAGACGAGGUUCCAUUGACUAGGCUGUUAUGUGUAUUUAAUGAAAUAGCCAAGAAAGCCGAUUUUAUCGAAUGUACAUGAACUGCAUCACUACACUGCCACAACCACUGCCGCCACACUGCCACAAAAAAAAAAGAAAAAUGGCUCCUGACUAACUAUUAAGGAACAUGUCCACUCAAAUCACAGGCAGGAUCACAAACAACAGCCUUUUUUGUUCUAACAGUAUUUUUGUAGCAUCAGGUCUACAUUGCUAAACCACUGUCUUUGUAUGCAGCGCUAUUGUGAAAGUUAGCGUAGCACGUUGUAUGGUACAAUGUUCUAUUGUUAUUUAUUUUGCUGUUUUUUUGUUGUUGUUGUCAUUCUGUUGAUUGUGCUGCCAAUUUACUCUUCUUUUUUCUCUUUCACCCAAAACGCACAUUUUUUAAAAUCCUGCGGUCUGUGAAGCCAUGAGAACAUGAUGUUGAUUUGACACUGUAGGGCUUACCUCUUCCAGAACAAGAUUAUGCUGGUGUUUCGAGACCUUUUUAGUUUUUAUAAUUUAUGUGUUGUCAGCAUAUUAACUGGACAGAAAUCCUCAAAUCUCUUAAACUGUGAUAUUGCCAAAAUUGCAUUUUGAAUGAAAACAUGUUUUUUUUGCUAGACAGCUAUUCAGAAACUGAAAGCAGAUUAUGAGAAUUGGUUCAUUUUAAGCUGCUUUAGAUGACGAUGAGAGAAACGAAUAGUUAUUAAACAAAUAUAUGGUACUCCUCGUCUUCGGUACAGAUCACAAACCACUUGUUAAAUAAGUAGUUGUCUUUAUUUUUAUACAAUCGUAUCUUACUGUUUCAAUGUUGCAAAUAAACUGUUCAAUUUGUGCAAAAAUAA